AUGCCUAGAAUUGGGAAUGAUCCCAAUCUCAACAUUUGCCCGGACUACGCGAUUUUACCUUUCGCCGGGGCACGAGCCCGAAUAAUUUCGGAGCACAUCGACGAACACCAAGCGAUACAGAUUCUCAGAGACAUUUGGGAAGCUGCUAACGACAUUGAGAAAGCUCAGUGGCAAGAGCAAGUCGAAGCAGACAGGGAGCAACGUGAUAACCUUCGUCUUCAACAAGAGGAAAGAGAGGAUAGGCAGGAACAAGAACGUCUCGAAGAAGAGGAAGCAGCGCGCAAAGAAGAGAAAAGGAAGCUUAAACACAAGUAUGCGCCCAUCCAAGCUUCUGGAGUACCGGACAAACUCGCAAUUACUCCAUCGGCCUACGCGACUCGGAAACUUGACAAAGGAGAAUACGUGGAACUGUGGUAUUUUACUAAUGACGGUUUAGAUGACGCACAAACCAAGAAGACCGUCAUCAAAGAUGACGCCAUGGUUCUGUCUACUCUCCCAGACGGCUCAACAGCCUGGGUUUCAGCAGCAUCCUCUCGCAACGCUGCCUCCAUUGUAAACGACGAGGAUCUCAAUUUUGAGGACUUUUGCCAAGCCUGUCCCCGCUUCAUCACGGCCAUUGAGGAAGCAGACUGGCCGGUAGAUCGAGUCAGAAUGCUAGCGAUUUUCUGGAAAAAUCUUCAAGUCCAUGAAUACCGCUCUCUUCGAGACCCGAUAGCGCAGAAGACCUUACUAGCGUAUCAAGCUGAGCAGCGCAAGCGCUGGCAUGUCGUAGCCAAAUCGUCCGCAGGUCCUUAUGACCUCUCUGGCAUCAACACCAAGCUUCUCGAGCGGACUAGAGAGAGGGUGUACUGGCAGGAACGUUCGAAACGAGACAACCAGAGGGACUACAUGGUCAGUAACGUCGUUUUUCAUUUGAUUUCUUACACAAGCUAA
Molecule: messenger RNA, 933 nt
Organism: Suillus clintonianus
Lineage: Eukaryota; Fungi; Basidiomycota; Agaricomycetes; Boletales; Suillaceae
Exons: 1
Coding region: 1-933 (310 amino acids)
Source: RefSeq, a predicted model, not a curated record